AGCACACAGUAGGUGAUGCAGAAAGGCCAGUGCCCUUCCCGUCACCUAUCCUAUCUCUCCUCAAGGCCCCAGACUCUGUUCCUCCCAUCUCUCCCUGUGUCCCCUCCAGAUGCCGGGACGCUCUGCCAGCCACUCCUUUCCCCUGCCUGCUGUCGGGCCAGGUGCUCCCUCCUCCUCCCUCUUCCCUCCCCUGGGCCCUGCUCCCUGCCCUCCUGGGCAGCCAGGGCAGCAAGGACGGCACCAAGGGAGUUGCCCCAUGGACAGGGCCCCACAGAGACACCACCGAGCCUCGCAGGCGACGGAGGAAGCCGUCCUGCCUCUAAAGAUGACAAAGAGCUGCUGGCUGCAAAGAAGACCCACACCUCACAAAUUGAAGUGAUUCCGUGCAAAAUCUGUGGGGACAAGUCAUCUGGGAUCCACUACGGGGUUAUCACCUGUGAGGGGUGCAAGGGCUUCUUCCGCCGGAGCCAGCAGUGCAAUGUGGCCUACUCCUGCACCCGUCAGCAGAACUGCCCCAUUGACCGAACGAGCCGCAACCGAUGCCAGCACUGCCGCCUGCAGAAGUGCCUGGCCCUGGGCAUGUCCCGAGAUGCUGUCAAGUUUGGCCGCAUGUCCAAGAAGCAAAGAGACAGCCUGCAUGCAGAGGUGCAGAAACAGCUGCAGCAGCGGCAACAGCAGCAACGGGAACAAGCGGCCAAAACCCCUCCCGUGGGAGCCCAAGGAGCAGAGCCCCUCGCCUGCACCUUGGGGCUCCCGGAUGGGCAGCUACCCCUGGGCUCCUCGCCUGACCUGCCAGAGGCCUCAGCCUGUCCCCCCAGUCUCCUGAGAGCUCCAGGCUGCGGGCCCUCCUACUCCAACAGCCUGGCCAAGGCCGGGCUCAACGGGGCCUCGUACCACCUGGAAUACAGCCCUGAGCGGGGAAAGGCUGAGGGCAGGGAGAACUUCUAUGGCACAGGCAGCCAGCUGGCCCCGGACAGGGGUGGACUUCACUCUGAGGACUCCAGGCGUCCUGGGCUUGGGGAGCCAGGACGGGGCCUGGACAGCUACUUCACCCCCAGUUUCCGCAGCACCCCAGAGGUGCCUUAUGCUUCCCUGACGGAGACUGAGCACCUGGUGCAGAAUGUUUGCAAGUCCUACCGGGAGACGUGUCAGCUGCGGCUGGAGGACCUGCUCCGUCAGCGCUCCAACAUCUUCUCGAGAGAGGAGGUGGCUGGCUACCAGAGGAAGUCGAUGUGGGAGAUGUGGGGACGCUGUGCCCACCGACUCACCGAGGCCAUUCAGUAUGUGGUGGAGUUCGCUAAGAGGCUCCCGGGCUUUAUGGAGCUCUGCCAGAAUGACCAGAUCGUGCUGCUCAAAGCAGGAGCCAUGGAAGUGGUGCUGGUCAGGAUGUGCCGGGCCUACAACGCUGACAAUGACACAGUCUUUUUUGAAGGCAAAUACGGUGGCGUGGAGCUGUUCCGAGCCUUGGGCUGCAGUGAACUCAUCAGCUCCAUCUUUGACUUCUCCCGCUCCCUGAGUGCCUUGCGCUUUUCAGAGGAUGAGAUCGCCCUCUACACAGCCCUCGUCCUCAUCAAUGCCAACCGGCCAGGGCUCCAAGAGAAAAGGAAAGUAGAACAGCUGCAGUGCAAUCUGGAGCUGGCCUUUCAUCAUCAUCUCUGCAAGACUCAUCGCCAAGGCAUCCUGGCAAAGCUGCCACCCAAGGGGAAGCUGCGGAGCCUGUGUAGCCAGCACGUGGAAAAGCUGCAAACCUUCCAGCAUCUCCACCCUAUCGUGGUCCAAGCUGCUUUCCCUCCACUCUACAAGGAACUCUUCAGCACUGAAAUCGAGUCACCCGAGGGACUGUCCAAGUGACCUGGAGGAGGGACUCCGUUGCCUUUCCUAUAGCCUGCUGGCUCACCUUUCCCUUGGUCUUUUCCUUUCCUGUGGCCCCUGGAGGGUGGUCUCUGACUGUUUGGGGGAAUGGGUGAACAAACGCUGAGACUGGGUUUCAGCCCACCGGCCUGCCUGGCAGCAGGCCAAGAGCCAGAGGGUCGGGAUGGAGGGACUCUGUCCCCAGCCUCAGCUUUGUCUGGGCUCCUUUCCCAUGCCCUGUCACCCCCAGCUUCUGGGAGGCCUGGGGUGGGAUACAAGGACCUCUUGGAGGACCUAGGUAUCCUCAGGACAAUAGGGGGUUCCAGGACACCCUGGAUGAAUGGAACUCAACUCUGGACUCAGAAGCUAAGAAUAGGACUUUGAAAUACCUCAUUGCAUUUCCCUGGGGCUUUGGCUGGGGUGGUGCAACAAGCUUGGAGACUGGCGGCCAGAGCCCAGAAGGACCUGCGUAUAACAUGAAUCUGCAUCACUAGGUUUGCUGCCUGCCCCCUUCCUUCCAGCUCAGCAAGGAGAUGGUUAGGCACUCUGGGGUCUUAAAAAAAAAAAAAAAAAAAAAACUGGAUAUGUGAAGGGUAAGGAUGGGAUGGGAGUAAGGGAGGGGCUGGGGAUGAUAAUUUUAUGGGAUUUGCAUAUAGGGAUAGGGUAUGAUGAAGACCAAGAACAUCACAGACAGACAGGUAGAACUCAGACUUAUGUGCACUUUAAAAAUAGACUUUAGGGGUUACCCAAAUCUAUCAGAGACACACAUCCACAGACAGGUGAAACAUACUCACACACUCAACCUGCAGUCAUGUGGCUCUAUAGACACAUUUAAUCUGACACAAUCUGUCUUCCUUGAGGUCACAGCUCAGAGGAAUUUAGCGGCCCCAGGGCAGAGUCCCAAUCCUGAGGGAGCCCAGAACAUUUCACCUGGUGCCCUAGUUCACCAGUCUUAGGCCAGGGGUGGCCCAAACUCUACACCAGCCGCAGCUGUCUUUGGUUGCAAGAAAUCGCUAAAAGAAGAGGUAGCUGGACACUGAUCAGUCACAGGGCCAAGAACAGACCCUUGGAGUACUAGUUGUCUGGUCCCCACCCUGCAGCCCUGCUCUUGUGAUGAGAAAGGAAGCAGAUGCAAUUCCAGCACUCUCUUCGUGGAUACCGCUGGGUCCGGCAAGGUGGAGAAGACCGUGAUCUUGCCCGAGAACUUCUCUUGGUUUUAUAAAUAGCUGUGUGCCCUGCUUGGAGGGAAACAGCAGGUGGUCAGGAGGUUUGGUUUUUCUUUCUUUUUUUUUUCCUCUCAGGGGAGUGUAAACAUAAACUCCAACCUGUGCCAUUCUUUAUAAAAUGAUUUCAAAGGCAA
Molecule: messenger RNA, 3211 nt
Organism: Capra hircus (goat)
Lineage: Eukaryota; Metazoa; Chordata; Mammalia; Artiodactyla; Bovidae
Gene: RORC
Product: RAR related orphan receptor C
Exons: 12
Coding region: 16-1851 (611 amino acids)
Biological process (GO): regulation of transcription by RNA polymerase II
Cellular component (GO): nucleus
Molecular function (GO): RNA polymerase II cis-regulatory region sequence-specific DNA binding; zinc ion binding; nuclear receptor activity
Source: RefSeq, a predicted model, not a curated record